AUGGACCAAGUUGUCAUCUCUGAAGAUGGCGAGACUGCCACAAUUGGAGGCGGAGCAAGCGUUAAGGAGGUUGUCAGUACCCUGUGGGCAGCAGGCAAGCAAACAGGAAUUUGCGAGUGCGUUGGCAUUUCUGCCCCAGUUCUGGGAGGUGGCCACGGGUGGCUUCAGGGCCAGUAUGGGCUGGCUUCGGACCAAGUCAUCUCGGCCAAAGUUGUUCUUCCCGAUGGGAAGCUCGUCACAGCGUCCGAUGGCGAGAAUCUCGACCUCUUCUGGGCUUUGAGGGGAGCCGGCCACAACUUUGGCAUCGUCACUGAGUGGCAGUACCGAGUCCACGAUGUCAAGAACACCAAGUGGUCUUAUCAAAUACUCAUUUAUCUCGGCGAUAAGCUUGAGGAGAUUCUCAAUCUGACCAACGAGAUGAUGAAGACUCAGCCGCCAGAAGUUACGCAUUGGAUGUAUUUUGUCAACAUCCCUGAAAUCGACCCCAGGCGACCCAUCAUCUGGUACGCCAUCAUAUCGGACGACACCUUCGAAAAGUCUACAGAGUAUGCGAAGCCUCUCUACGAUAUUGAUCAUAUAAACGUGGAGGCUGGUAUGGCACCUAUGCCAGACUUGGCUGGCUUAACCUUCAUGAGCAGUGAUAGUGUGGGAUGCGCCAAAGGCUACACGGGCCUGCGAUACCCGAUCGGCCUGAAGACCUAUGACUUGCCCGCCGUCCGGAAAGUAUUUGAUGACAUUGCCGACAUGUCGAACCGCAACCCUGAAUUUGCCGGGUCUUUCUUUCUCCUUGAGGGAUAUUCGACUCACGGGGUGAAAGCCGUCGAUGAGAAGAGCUCAGCUUUCCCGCACCGAGACGAUGAUAUUUUGGUUACGUCGUACAUCAUGUACAAGCCGAACUCGUCUCUUGAUGAGCUUGCUCAAGAGUACGGAGCAAAACUCAGGGGGCAUCUGCUCGAGGCAAGCCACGAGCCUGAGCGCUUAAGGGCAUAUGUGAAUUAUGCUCAUGGAAUUGAGUCACUCGAGGCUGUUUAUGGAUGGGACGAAUGGAGGUUGGAAAAGUUGAGAGGGCUGAAGGCGAAAUGGGAUCCUCAGAAUCGGAUGAGGUUCUACAAUCCUAUUGUCUGA
Colletotrichum fioriniae is the source of this 1125-nucleotide messenger RNA. Lineage: Eukaryota; Fungi; Ascomycota; Sordariomycetes; Glomerellales; Glomerellaceae. The record is from RefSeq and is a predicted model, not a curated record.